CCUAUAGAUACUAGUAUUAUUGCAGCAUUCAAGCUUCAUUAUUAUCAUAUGCAACUUGAAUAUGCAAUUGAUUGUAAUAAAGCUAGAGAAAGCAAUAUAUACAAAGUUGAUCAAUUGCAAGCUAUGAGAUGGAUAAAG
Racocetra persica is the source of this 138-nucleotide messenger RNA. The record is from the annotation of a GenBank genome assembly. Lineage: Eukaryota; Fungi; Glomeromycota; Glomeromycetes; Diversisporales; Gigasporaceae.